Amphibalanus amphitrite is the source of this 3480-nucleotide messenger RNA. Its product is annotated as pickpocket protein 28-like. Gene Ontology annotation, biological process: sodium ion transmembrane transport. The record is from RefSeq and is a predicted model, not a curated record. The transcript is spliced from 14 exons. The coding region runs from base 179 to 1927 and encodes 582 amino acids. NCBI's taxonomy places the organism in Eukaryota, Metazoa, Arthropoda, Thecostraca, Balanomorpha, Balanidae. Gene Ontology annotation, cellular component: membrane. Gene Ontology annotation, molecular function: ligand-gated sodium channel activity.
ACUCGCGGAGUGUUUGGGUGACAGGUCGGAGUGGGGGGUGGCAGUGUGGAGCCUGGAGAGCCUGGUGGCCAGCAGAGCCUGACGGACCAGAUGACGUCGGCUCGUCAAGGAAGGUAGAUGCUUGCGCCUACGGACAACCAGACUGCGCUGCAGACCGACCCGAGAGCGGCACCUAAGCAUGCAAGAUAAGAAAAUGCACGGCGACAAAAUCCAGGUGUUCGUCACGCGGUCAGCGAUGGGUGGCCGAGGAGACGACUGGGCCCGACCCGCGUCACGGCCCGCAGAACCGUCGACAGCUGAGCGGAAAAACCAGCGGCCGCAGAGCUUUUGCGGUCGACUGAGGCAGCACGGCAGCGAUUACUGCGAGGAAACGUCGCUGCACGGAGUGAAGUACGCGUGCCGCGAAAUCAGCUGGAAACGAUGCUAUUGGAUACUGGUGCUGCUAGGCAUGGCUAUCACGGCUGGUUGGUUGAUCUUCAACGUGAUCGACAACUUUAUCAACUCGCCGACGCUGAUCAGCAUCGAUACGACCGAGUACCCGAUCCACAAGGUGCCGUUCCCUGCACUGACCAUCUGCAACAUGAACAAGAUCAACGUGAACCACAUCCCUCCCAGCCAGGUGGAGGUGUUUGGCCGGGAGCGGUUUGACGCCGAGGAGUGGCUGAGCCGCGUGACCAGCAUCCUGGAUAUGGUGUACGCCGGCUGUACCGAGGGACUCUGCUCGUCAGAGCAAGAAGAGGACGAACACCUCACGAACCAGGAGAUCAAGAAAGUCAUACAAUUGACGGCGCCGUCAUGUGAAGAGAUGAUGUUCAAAUGCUCGUGGAGAGGCACCAACUAUCCGUGCUCGGAGUUGUUCGAGACGCAUCAGACAGACUUUGGCUUCUGCUGUCUCUUCAACGCAGUAUACAACGUGUCAAGGGAGGACGAGAUCCGCUACUCGGGCGCCGGGGACACCAACGGUCUCACGGUGAUGAUCGACGCCAGACGAUACGAGUACUUCAUGUCGAAUUUCCUCUCCGUAGGGUUCAAGCUGCUGGUGCACGGCAGUCAUGACGAGCCCGAGGUGGGGGAGCGGGGCAUGGCCGUGCCUCCCGGACAGGAGAUCUUCGUGGCCGUCGGGGCCGAGCAGACUUUUACAACAAAAAGAGCGGUUGAGAAGUUCACCCCUCAAAAAAGGAAUUGUUUCAAAGAAGAUGAAGUCAAGCUCCAGUUUACCGAUACUCCAAUAUACACUCUGGCAAACUGUCUCAUCAGUCACGAAGCUGAAGAACUACACAAAAAGUGCGGCUGCGUCGCGUGUUAUAUGCCAGGCAAUGGCGAGUUAUGCCACGAAAAUGACAUGCCCUGUCUGCAUAAUUAUUUGGAACGACUAUCAAAGGACUUUGAGCUGAGCACCCACUUUUGGGACAACUGUCUGCCUGCGUGCGACGAGACCAAGUACUGGACGGAGCUCUCCAGCUCGCAGUUCCCCAGCCCGGAGCUCAUCAGAAACGACGCCUUCACGGACACCUUCCAGGCGAUCCUCGAGAGAAUCUGCUUCGCCGUCGAUAAAAACAACUUCGGAGAAUGGGACGACAUGAUCCAGCCGCACUGCCCUAUGGUGACCAGUGGGAAGACCAUGGAGCUGAUCUCGACCAACGCCACACUGUCGGCUAACCUAUACGACAUGGCCGUCCAGUAUGCACAGGAAAACAUGGCAAAGGUUCACUUUUACUUCAAGACGAAUUCGGCCACCCGCUACAAACGUGAUGUCGUUUUCACCAACGAUCAGCUAAUCGCCAACAUCGGUGGACUCCUGGGCCUCUUCAUGGGAUUUUCCAUCGUCUCUGUCUUUGAGCUAAUCUACUUCUUCAUUCUGAACCACUUCAAGGGCGACACAAAGGGAACACAAAGUGUAACGCCAGUCACAAAACAACCCGGAUAAUAAUGGAGGGCAGCAGAUAUCGAGCUGAGAACUGAGAAGGAUUGUGUCGAUCCAUUAUUGUCCCAGUCCCAGCAUGGUGUGACAGGAACUCGUGGGGUUGUGUGGGGGACCUCUUCUACAGCAGUGGGUGGCGUUUGACUCAAGCAAGGUUUUGCAGAGCCUUGUUAGCCACCGAUCGACUUCGAUCGCCUAUCUCGCGCUACUUUUGGUUGUUGACGAUAGUUGAUGAAUGAACACACAGCUAGCUGUAGUAGGUAGUGUGUGCGAUACCACGAUAAUGAUAGUUGCUUGCAUUCUACACUUUUAUCACAUAUUUUAAGUGUAUUUUACGCGUGAAAUAAUUUCUGUCGCCUGCUCCUAUUCAAUUGAAAUUGUCGUAAGAAUUAUUUCAGCAAAAUGACUGGUGUCGACUGAAAAGCUCAUUUUAGCCUGAAAUGUCCAUCGCCUCACUCAGCAAAAUUAAUUAAAUUUGUAGGUUUUUCCUGUUUUUCUUUCCUCCUUUAAAGACAGCAAAACAUUACUUUUAAAAUUAACCGACCGUGUUUACCUAACACGAAUUAAGUCAAAUAAAUUAAGAGUUCAAGUUUCAAAUCUUAAAUAUUUUUCUAAAACUUUAAAGUAGAUAUAAUACCUAACGCUGACAAUUUAUGGACGAAAAAGAUUAACAGAAAAUUAAUAAGUGCUCUUAAUAUCAAUCUUUUUUGGACGUGGUGUGCUGACUCAAAUCAAUGUGAUAUGAUAGCCUUAGGAGAAGUGUCAAAUGUACUAAAUUGCGAUAUCGAGUCACACUCACUGCAGUGGUGCAGGGCACGAGCAAAAGAGCUUUAGUUCACCAAUAGAUAUUUUUUGACUGCCUACAGGCUUCAAGAUUAUUUUCCCUUAUAUGUCCUCGUGUAGCUCUUGCAAAGGACUCGGAACACAUUUAGCAAUUUCAGAAUUCAUUGAUCAUGUUCGAAUAACUUUCGAAUUUCAUGAUCAUGUUCGAAUUUCUUUCGCCUCUUUUCGUCCUUUCUUGCUACAGGUAAACAAACGACACCACACUUGAAAUGUGAUACCGGUACUCAAGCAAACUAGCACUGAAAAGCAAAACAAUGCCGCCCGAUGUCAUAUCGAUAUAAUUGCUCAAAUAUUUAACAAACAACGAAAAUACUCGCGUUAUUAUCAAAUCAUUGAUAUCAUUCUGAUUGUGAUUAUUUUCAUGUCAAUUUUAAAAGCAACAUGUGUCGUAGGUAAGCUUGAUCUAUUAGUUAUGUAUUUAAGAUUAAGUGUCGAUGAACUUGUUACCCUGUAUAGAAUAAAGCUGUGGGAAAGGUGUGCAGGCACAUGGAUAAGCAAUAAAGCAUGCUUACAAAAUGGCGUCAAAAGAUGUAGAUAGCGCCGAUACGUUUCGUUGAUGAUGGGCUGUUACAAUGCAAGCGUAUAUCAUAAAAGGACUGUUCAUACUCGUCGCUAAAUGAAUCAUGUGUGCCUUUUUCCACAACAUCAUGAAUCUUUAUUGAUCUGUGUGCCUCACUCUACACUUCAUUAUAAUAAAAUAAAUAUUUCUUUAAAUA